UUUCCUUGGCAGCUCAUGUCCUGAUUAUGUCUUUUCUGAAAAUUAUAAAUCAUUCUAAGCCAAAGGUAUCGGAGGUGCUUACGACCUACUUGAAGCAAUGCAACGAACCCCCCUGGACUUCCUACUUUAUAAAGUACCGUGAUGUUAUGAACGACCAUUUUGGACGAUCUCACUUCAACUGGACCUUGGAUUCGGGAACCAAUUACCACAUUUUGCGAACUGGAUGUUAUCCCUAUAUGAAAUAUCAUUGCACAAAACGAGCCUGGCAGGACCUAACCAUAGAGAAUAACUUUUUCAAGUUCAUUAAAGUGAUCAACCUGGGCCUUCCACAGCUUGGCUACGGGUUAGCGGCUCGCUUCCUAAUUCGUCACAUUGAAUGGGUGGACAUGGGGGAAAAGUUUGGUAAGGUCCCAAUAUACUUUCUGUACGAGGAAGAUAAGGGUUCAAUGUACUAGUGUAGUCAGUCAACAAAAUAAAUCCAGUCAUGUGAAAAAUCUU
Messenger RNA from Malaya genurostris, 498 nucleotides. RefSeq lists its product as uncharacterized. The coding region runs from base 27 to 455 and encodes 142 amino acids. The record is from RefSeq and is a predicted model, not a curated record. The transcript has 3 exons. Lineage: Eukaryota; Metazoa; Arthropoda; Insecta; Diptera; Culicidae.